This is a messenger RNA of Anguilla rostrata (American eel), 6955 nucleotides long. Its product is annotated as potassium voltage-gated channel subfamily C member 2-like. Gene Ontology annotation, biological process: potassium ion transmembrane transport; protein homooligomerization. The record is from RefSeq and is a predicted model, not a curated record. The transcript has 4 exons. The coding region runs from base 528 to 2330 and encodes 600 amino acids. NCBI's taxonomy places the organism in Eukaryota, Metazoa, Chordata, Actinopteri, Anguilliformes, Anguillidae. Gene Ontology annotation, molecular function: protein binding; delayed rectifier potassium channel activity. Gene Ontology annotation, cellular component: postsynaptic membrane; neuronal cell body membrane; presynaptic membrane.
GAGAAAGGGAAAAGGGCGUGCCCUUGGUGCUGUUUCAGGGGUGAGGAAGCAGAUUUGAAUAACGGGGAGAAAUGUAUUUCUUCCACGCUGAGCGGUUGAUAAUGGCGAAGCCCAAAGGGUAACAGCCUAAGGUGACAUGUCAAUAAUGAGAAGAUCUGUCUUGCCGUUUGACUUCAUCUGUCUGGAUGAGAAGCAGCGAAGAGCGGGGAGUCAUAGAGGAAGCCAGCGCUGCACGUUCACGAGGAGCUCCUGGCUGAGAUCAUUCGCACCAGGAGAAACCAGAGGAACUCUGACAAGCAAGCAAGCUCCUUUCCCCACCCCCUUUAAAUCACCAGCGACGAUGCGCCUGCCUAGCAGCUUUGCAAAGCUUCUGGAGAGGGGUUCUCUUAAUUGCAUGUGACUUUUUUUGGACAAUUUCGGAUGGCUCGAUGAAUUUGGUGACCUACCUAAACAAAGAAAGCUGCUGUGCUUGUUGUUACUUCUGAAAUACACAAUACUUUUUAUCGAGUCAUGUCUUACCCAGAGCUAUGGGCAAGAUCGAUGACAACGAGAGGAUAAUCCUCAACGUUGGGGGAACCAGGCACGAGACGUAUCGGACCACGCUGAAGACUCUGCCAGGCACGCGACUGGCUCUUCUCGCCUCCGAGGCUGACACGGAGUCCGUGCUGGAUCAGCUGCAACAAGUCCCCGGCUUUAUCGAGUACAACCCGAAGAACAACGAAUACUUUUUCGACCGCCACCCGGGCGUUUUCGCCUAUGUCCUCAACUACUACAGGACCGGGAAACUUCACUGUCCGGCAGAUGUCUGCGGUCCUCUCUUCGAAGAAGAGUUGUCUUUCUGGGGUAUCGAUGAGACCGACGUGGAGCCAUGCUGCUGGAUGACCUACCGGCAGCACCGGGAUGCAGAAGAGGCGCUCGAUGUGUUUGACAUAAACGUGGACAAUGGAGAGGGAGAUGAGGACGAGAUAGGUAAACGACUCGGUAUAGAGGACGUGGUGUCAUCCGAUGGCAGUAUCAGCCGCUGGAAAAAGUGGCAGCCAGUGAUUUGGAAUCUAUUUGAAGACCCCUAUUCAUCCAGAGCCGCACGGUUUGUGGCCUUCGCGUCCCUGUUCUUCAUCCUGGUCUCCAUCACCACCUUCUGCCUGGAGACGCAUGAGGCCUUCAACACCAUCAUCAACAAGACGGAGCCGGCGCGCAACGACAGCCAGCCGGACCCGGGCCCGCACUACGAGAUCGAGACGGACCCGGCGCUCACCUACGUGGAGGGCGUCUGCGUCCUCUGGUUCACCAUCGAGUUCCUGGUGCGGGUCACCUUCAGCCCGGACAAGCUGGAGUUCGUCAAGAGCGUGCUGAACAUCAUCGACUUCGUGGCCAUCCUGCCCUUCUACCUGGAGGUGGGGCUGAGCGGGCUCUCCUCCAAGGCCGCCAAGGACGUGCUGGGCUUCCUGCGUGUGGUGCGCUUCGUGCGGAUCCUGCGCAUCUUCAAGCUCACCCGCCACUUCGUGGGGCUCCGCGUGCUGGGCCACACGCUCCGCGCCAGCACCAACGAGUUCUUCCUCCUCAUCAUCUUCCUCGCGUUGGGCGUGCUCAUCUUCGCCACCAUGAUCUACUACGCCGAGCGCAUCGGGGCCAGCCCCACCGACCCCACCGCCAGCCACCACACGCAGUUCAAGAACAUCCCCAUCGGCUUCUGGUGGGCCGUGGUCACCAUGACCACGCUGGGCUACGGCGACAUGUACCCGCAGACCUGGUCGGGCAUGCUGGUGGGCGCGCUGUGCGCCCUGGCGGGGGUGCUGACCAUCGCCAUGCCCGUGCCCGUCAUCGUCAACAACUUCGGGAUGUACUACUCGCUGGCCAUGGCCAAGCAGAAGCUGCCCAAGAAGAGGAAGAAGCACAUCCCCCAGGGGCCGCAGGCAGGGUCGCCCACCUACUGCAAGCCCGAGCUCAACGCCGCCUGCAACAGCGCCCAGGGCGACGCCUGCCUCAGCCCCGCCAGCCGAACGCUGGAGCGACACAGAUCCGUGCUGUCUGCUGACUGCAGCGGAGGAAGUGACCUCACCAUGUCCCCCGAGGAGCGGCUGCCCAUGCGGCGGUCCAGCACCCGCGACCGGAACCAGAGGGGCGGGGGCACCUGCUUCCUGCUGGCGGCCAGCGAUUACAGCUGCCCCGCCGAUGGGGGAAUCCGCAAAUCAGGCUAUGAGAAAUCCCGGAGCUUAAACAACAUAGCGGGCGUGGCCGGCAGUGCUCUGAGACUGUCCCCGGUAACCACGCCCUUCGGCUCCCCCUGCCCGCUGCGGCGGUCCCGCUCUCCAAUCCCGUCCAUCCUGUGAGGACGGGACUCCGCCCCCCCUCCCCCCUCUCUCUCCGCGUCCUGCCCCGGGACGCUGGCCCUGCUUUUAUGGGCACUGAUAGCCUAACACGACCCGUGUAUGGAGUAAACUGUGCAUUUUAGGGAGCGAUUACUUUGUGGAUUCGGAUUUUGAUUCGGAUUAAACUCACCCCCCACCCCAUCUUUAGCUGUUGAUAUGAGCAUCAUGUUUAGGGUUAGUUCUUCCCCUUAAAGUCCUUCUUACAGAACUUAAAGGCAAUAAGAAAAAAAAAAGACUCUCUAGCUGCUCUAGAUUGCGUAGAAAAGCAUUGCAUUUAAUCAGGGAGAUCGUGUGCAGGUAGUGAACAAAAUAAACGGACACUGUAGUGUCGACAUCAUUUGGCUCAGUGCAGUGUGUACGCAGUGAGAAUGCCGGCCUCUGGAAUUCUGCGGGCGGAACGCUCCACCGUUCUUCCGUGAGAAAGCCGAUCGGCUCACGCGCAGUCGCUCGGGAAACGCUGUCUCGGGCUCCGUUCCAUAAUAUCCCGUAUAAAAGAUUUGGGUUUGGAUCUGGUGAUGACUGAAGGCUUGCUGUCUGUGGACUGGGGCGCUGCCGUCUUGGAGGAAGCUCCUCUCUGCAGGGCAGAAAUGCUUUACCGUGGGAUGAAAAAUGAAUGCUCACUUAGUACCAGUUAGCAACGAUUGACAUUGGCCUUGCCUUCUAGGGGUAGGAGCGCACCCAAACCUUGGCAGGAUCAUGCACCCCUCUCCAUCAGGGGAACACCAGAGCCCUUCGUAGAUGGAACACUGCUGCGUUUCCCAGUUUUUGUUCAAUACCUGUACAUAGCUUUAUAUAUAUUACAGAAAGAUGUGCUUCCAAAAAAAGAUCAAUUAUCAAUCACCAUUACCAUCGGACCUCAUGUCUGGGACUUCUCACUAUCUAUUUCUAUUUUUAUUACAUUUUUUCAACCCGGAGAUGUCCCUGGAGCCUUGUCUCGAUUCACGCACACGCCCCCCCCCACCCCCCCUUCCUCCACCCCCCUCCACUCCACCCUUCCUCACUCCGCUCUCCAACUUCUGGGACUCUCGGAAAAUCGUUGUUUGCAUGGACCAUCCUGUCUCAUCGUUUUUAAAGCACUGUCUCACGAAUGACGCAGAACGAACGCGAAACGCUGUGAUUCCGGGGACCCUGAAUGUGCACUGGGCCUGUGUGUGUUUGCCUGUGUGUGCAUUGUGCCAUUUUGUUGACGGGGGAAUUGGGUGGGUGGGGAGAAUGGGGCGUGGGGGGGGGGGGUUGCGGAAUGUUCCGGAUGGCUGGGCUUGCAUGCGGGGUGUUGCUGCUGUCCUGGGCGUGGUCCCCCCCCCCCCCCCCCCCCAGACCACACUGAGGUGUCUCCGCUUGUUUGCGCACAGAGAACUGCAAAGACGUUGUCUUUACGGGUUACACACAAGCAGAGAGCAGCGCUCUGUCUUAAAGCCUGUGUGGGGGGAAGGCCACAGAAGCACACGGAAAAGGUAACGCUGUCCUUCUGACUCCCCGUCCCGACACAAACCCGCCUUCUUUCUGCUGUGCUCUUGCCGUUCCCAAAUUAUUAUUAUUUUAUUUUUUCCAUUUUGUUUUUGUGCAGAGGGGUAAUUCAACAACGCUCAUCUCUGCAAUUCUUUUCAAAUCCAGUGCUGCUAAUUGUACAUUAAGAUAUAUAUAUAUAUUUUUGUCUGCAUUUACAUAAAGUUUGUUAAUCGAACAUACACUUACAGUGGUAACUUUAUUAGGCGAUCAAUGUAGCAUCUGAUCAAACACAGGCGAACACAGACCCAGUUGUAUGCACACACACACACACACACACACACACACACACGCGCACACCUGCAUUCCUCUUCAGUACGACGUGCCAAAUUGGUUCAGUGUACUUGUUAAAUCCUGGAGUCCUUUGGGACCUGCUUUCCCUGGACCCGGCUACGUUGCGGGCAUGCCUCAUUUUCAGCUCCAAUCAAGGAGGGAAUUGGCUUUGUUCCAGCAGCGAUAUAUCUCCCAUGAUCCUCUGACAGGUGUGUCAUACAAGAACGGACCUCACCCUACAUGUUACCUAUAGUAACAGCAGCACGGUUGCUAAGCAACUGGCACGUUCAGAUGUUGAACGGCUGGCUCUGAACUGCACAAGCUCGGAUGCAAACACACACACACACACACACACACACACACACUCACACAUGCACAUAUGGACACUAUUGAUUGCUAAUAAAAGCUAUUAUCGAUAGACCCUGUGUGAAAACAGUUACAUUUUAGAUGAUAUAAUUAAGUUGUUGAAUUACCCACUGCAUAGUGUUUUAAUAACUCACAUUUAAAAAAUCUGAGAAGUAUAACUGCAUAGAUGUACAUAUAUAUAAAUGUAAACUUAAAAUGUUAAAUUAUAUAAUAUCUGUACAUAGAUUUAUCCUCACAGCAUGACUCUGCAUGCCAGUUCUUGUAAAGUAUGAUGAUAUAUUCCUGCAGAAGCAUUUCUGAUAUUUAGAGAUGUAUACUAUUGAUAUAUAUUUUGAUGUCAUAUUUAUUUUGAGAAAAACAAAAGUCAUGGAUAAUCAAAUUAAUGGCAUAUCUGAUGCUGCUGUUAUCGACCACAGAGCUGUACCACGUUAUUUGUGAAUUAGAACCCGCAGCCCUGCUGGAUGUUGGAUUUUGGGGUUAAAACGCGGCUGUCAGUGGAAGAACUCUUACCGGGAGGGCAAGGCCCGGAUGGAGAGACCGGGAGGACUGGGAUGGGAUGCCGAAGGGACGGUUGGCCAAAAAUGGAAGCAGGGGAGUCCGGUCCCAACCUUUUAAAAGACAGCUGUUGCUACUGACUACAGCAGAAAAAAAAAGAAAAAAAAACUUGGCAGUUGCCUUGGAUACAGCCCCAAACCUUAGGACGGAUGCACAUUUGCUGACCACACGUCAGUUAACAAACUUUUUUUUUUCUCUGGCCCUGAUGGUGGAGGAUUACCAGCACUGCGUAGGAUACCUGACAACACUAAUGCGCUGCUAUGGGUUUGCUGCAAUAAGCGCAGUUAUGACGUGUAAAACUGAGAGGGAUUGUUCCCAUAAUUUGAGAUACAUAUAUACAUAUAUAGAGAGAUAGAAAAUAAUUCUAUACUUAUACUGAGGUAUGAAAAGUGCGUUAUUAUAAAAAGACAUUAAUAAGUGUGACAUGGUCAUCAGACUUUUAUUUAUGACAGUAUUUUUGUGGAUCCUAUACUAUAAGGAGUUUUCAUCUGUUUAUUUUUUUAUGUUUUAUGUUUUUUCAUUAAAAUGUGGAUGUAGAGCAGUGGUUCCCAGCCGUGUUCCUGGGGAUCUGCCAUCUUGUGGGUUUUCACUUCCACACUAACAAAGCACACCUCGCUCGUCAGCUAGACAUCUCGGUAUGCUGCUAAUUAGUAGAAUCAGGCGUGCCAAAUUAGGCUUGAAAUGAAAACCAACAGGAUGGUAGAUCUCCCGGAACAGGGUUGGAAACCACUGAUCUAUGGAGAGAAAAAAAACAAAACAAAAAUCUGAUCAUUGUGUCUCUGUACUUUCACUCAUUUUUUGAAGUGCUUGGUCUAUGCUGAAAGACUGUCGAGUGAAUGCUAACCUGUGCACUGUAAUGGGGGUCUUUUGGUGUUGUGUCUGUUUCAGGUGUGUCUGGAUUUACUCUCUGUGAUCUUGUCCCUGUGCAGUACCGACUCUCGCUUCCUCUGCAAGUGUAUUUGCAAACUGACGCCUCAAGAAUUCAAAUUUCGCUGCGACUUGAUUCGCUCUUUACUUUGAGCAGUGAAUUGAAGCGUUGUUCUACCCUUUCAAAAUUGAGUUGGGCAAUCACUGGAACUAACAAAAGUUGCAUUACGAACUGAAAUGAAACAACAUAGCAUUUGCUUAACACUAUAUUUGUAACUCAGCGUUUCGUGAAAUCUGGGCCGAAUGCCAUUUAAUGGAGUUAAACAUAGCCUGUGUGUGAAAUUCAGUCUCAGUGCAAAGUGUCUACGCCUUACUGUGGAAUAAAAUAUGUAUUUUUUAAUGUUUUAGGCUACAUCGUACCUUUGGGAGUUACUCAUAAUGACACAUAUCAUAGUAAUGAAAAAAUAAACAAGUUGCGUUUGGAAUGGCGACAGACACACUUGCUUAAGUUCAUCGCUUGAGGUUAAGGACAUAUUGCUUCGCGGUAAGAUUGAAUCCUGUCCAAUUUCUCUACAGUAUGUGUGGCAUAAUUCUGUCUCAGGGUGAUGUCAUUGGUCACAUGAUGAGCACUUAUGACCUUUCACAUGACUGCAUACAAAAAAUAGCCUCUUUGGAGUUGGGAUGGGGUGCGGUGGGGUGGGGGUCAGGUUUUAUUUGCUGCUGGUUUGGGACUUUUGCACAAAACCACCGAAUUUCAGUUCCACUGAGUACGAAGGGAAACUCCCAGAGGCUGAGAUUUUGCAAGGUUUAGAAAACACUUGGGCUGCACGUUUGGUUCUUGUCCUCCAUUUCUAUCCGUCUUCAGUGAAAAUACACAAGAAUCAAAAUCAAUUUGCAAUAAUGAUGCAACACACAUACCAGUUUGCACUGUGAUUUUAGUUCUGCGUGAGUGACAUCGUUUAAAAAAAAUAGCUCACUUUCUCCCUGGAAAAAAAAAAAAAAAGAGGCUGUAGGUUUCU